This is a messenger RNA of Marmota flaviventris (yellow-bellied marmot), 873 nucleotides long. It is a transcript of the gene Wfdc3, whose product is annotated as WAP four-disulfide core domain 3. Gene Ontology annotation, cellular component: extracellular region. NCBI's taxonomy places the organism in Eukaryota, Metazoa, Chordata, Mammalia, Rodentia, Sciuridae. Gene Ontology annotation, molecular function: serine-type endopeptidase inhibitor activity. The record is from RefSeq and is a predicted model, not a curated record. Gene Ontology annotation, biological process: innate immune response; antibacterial humoral response.
AUGGCGCCCCCGACCCCAACAACUUCAGCCCGACUCUGCCACCGGCCGGAAAGUGGCGCCGUGACGUCACCGGAGCGCGCCGCCCACUGGCCCGGAAAGCGCGACGCCGGCAGCUGCGGGGUUACCAUGGGAACCGAACCGCCACCCGGGUCGCUGGCCCUCGGAGACCCUGCGUCUCUGUCUCAGAGCAUCAUCAGGAUGUUAAGCUACCUCUUUCUUCUGAAGGCACUUCUAGCUUUUGGGUUCCUGGCAUCCUGGGUAACAGCAGAAGAGCAUGUGAAAGAGGGAGAAUGCCCUCCUGAUAAGAACCCGUGUAAAGAGCUGUGCCAGGAGGAUGAGUCAUGUCCUCCUGGGCAGAAGUGCUGCAGCACGGGCUGUGGUCAGGUCUGCCGAGAAUACAUUCCCAUAGGGAUGAAAAGAAUCUGUCCCGGGAUUGUUCGUAAACGAUCCUGUUUUAAAAGUUGCACCACCGAUGACACAUGUCCAGGUGUAAAGAAGUGCUGUACGUUUGGCUGCAGCACAGCCUGUGUGGCCCCAGUCUCUCACUACAAGCUGGGGUUUGAUGGUGAAUGUCCCGACGACCCCCUUCCCUGUGAGGAGCAGUGUGAUGGGGAUGCGGCGUGUCCUCUGGGGCAUAAAUGCUGCAGCACCGGCUGUGGCCACACCUGCCGUGGAGACAUCAAGGGAGGGCGGGCUGGGAAUUGUCCCACCUUUCUGGUAGGCCUGUGUAUCGUCGAAUGCAUGAUGGAUGAGAACUGUCAAGCUGGGGAGAAGUGCUGCAAGUCAGGAUGCGGCCGUUUCUGUGUCCCACCGGUCCCGCCACCCCAAAAGUCCUUGAACUUCAACAGGACCCUCAGGUCUGAUCUGAAUUAG